UUGCAAGUGUUAAUAAGCAAGACGUUUUGGCAGAGUGGGGUUCAGUGACACCCCUACCCUUCCCAUUAUGUACGAAUCCAUCGAGUAGCAGAAUGUCUGUUCAAGCUGUCCACUGCAAUCUGUCCCAGAAUGGCAUUGACCAUCAGGUGUGUGCGGAAGAUAUGACUUCACAACUGGAGGAAGUGUCUGUUGAUCAUGGACUGGAUGAUGACAGCCCAGGGUUUCAGGACCAGAGUCUGGGUUUCAAUCAACGAUCUCCACCCCAGCGCUCCGUCUCAGAAUCUGAGCUCUCCAGGCCAGGAACUGUGAAGCUUUCCAAACCGGUGGCUCUGUGGACCCAGCAGGAUGUUUGUAAAUGGCUAAAGAAACACUGUCCCAAUCAACACCAAGUCUACAGUGACUCCUUCAAGCAGCACGACAUUACAGGACGAGCUCUGAUGCGGCUCACAGACAGGAAGUUGGAGCGGAUGGGUAUCAUGCAGGAGUGUCAGAGACAGUAUAUACUUCAGCAGGUGCUUCAGCUGCGUGUCAGAGAAGAAGUCCGCACCCUGCAGCUUCUUACGCAAGCCUCGCUGGAGAGUUCGCCAUAACCUGAGCAUUCCUGGAAACCCGCCAUUCCCCUGUCCAUCUCUUCCGAUGUUCACAGCACACACCAGCCUCUUAGCCCCUGCGGUCUUCCUUCAAGCCACUUCUUUUAAAACUUCAUAACCUUAAGGUCCAGUCCACCCCUGAACAAAAAUAAUCCUAAAAUGGAUCCAACUUUUCUUUAAUGCUCUUUCUAUCAACCCUUCAAGAAUAAAAUGGACUACUGAUGUUCUUGAUUGGACAAUGUGAAAGACUUGCUGCUGAAAUAUCUUUGUUGUUGUACAUAAUAUCCAGAAAUCUAGCACUUUAACCUUUCUUCAUUUCAUCUAUUUAUCUAUCUAUCUAUCUAUCUAUCUAUCUAUCUAUCUAUCUAUCUAUCUAUCUAUCUAUCUAUCUAU
This is a messenger RNA of Xyrauchen texanus (razorback sucker), 983 nucleotides long. RefSeq names its product sterile alpha motif domain-containing protein 12-like. Gene Ontology annotation, molecular function: protein binding. The transcript is spliced from 5 exons. NCBI's taxonomy places the organism in Eukaryota, Metazoa, Chordata, Actinopteri, Cypriniformes, Catostomidae. Gene Ontology annotation, biological process: cell surface receptor protein tyrosine kinase signaling pathway. The coding region runs from base 93 to 590 and encodes 165 amino acids. The record is from RefSeq and is a predicted model, not a curated record. Gene Ontology annotation, cellular component: cytoplasmic side of plasma membrane.